UCUGAGGUAAACUCCAGAAUAAGAGGCUCCACAUCAUGGAACUGCAGUGUUACUCACCUUUGGCUUUUCUACUAUUCAUCCAUCCGGCCAGCAGUCAACUACACAUCUAGGAUGGUAUUUUUGUAACUAUUAGGUUUUGGAAAGGAGUUACAUUUUUAAAGGUGAAAGUAUUUGAGGUCAUGGGGAGCUUAGAGAGAAUAUGGUGGAUUGUAGUAGAGUGCACCUCCAGGAUCACUGGCAUUUCUACAGCCACAGUGUUGUGCGCUGUGGGAGUGGAAACACUCCAUCAGGGAGAAUUCAGCAGCCUUGGCAUCUACCUUAUAAUAUCAUCGAUUGGCAUCAUGAUUCUUGAACUAGCCUAUUUCCUGGAUUCUCUCAUGUCCACGUGUUUGCCCUGCCCUCCAGACUGGCAGUUGUUUGUACUGUGGGGGAAGAUGGCUCGCAUUGGAGGCUUUCAUAAAUUCCUAUAUUACACCAUAAUGUCAGUGGUCUGUUUCUUGCACCCUGUGUUGGUGUGGCAUGCAGUCAUCCCAGGAACAAUGCUUCUGGUGACAGCCUUUUUCAACUUCAUACUGAGCAAGAAAACAAAGACCAAGUCCCCCAAAAGCCCACAGGAGAGCUACAGCAUCCAAGGCCCAACUGCUGUCUGUGUGACAGAAAGCACAGGCUCAGACAGCACCUUCUCAUUCUUCCAUAUGGUGACAGACAGGAGAGGACAGGGGCUGGCACUGACAAGCAGGGACCACUGCCUCAGCAUGGGAGAGAGAGGAGAUAGUGUCCAGGCUAUGCUGGAGCCGGAGCAGACAACAGCACCUAAAGCCACAGACGGGGAAAGGAGGAGGAGGUGGAAAGAGAAGAGACUAAUAUGCUUUAGAGGUGGGGAGGAGCCUGUGGAGAGGGAGAUGGAAGAGAUGGAUGGGUACUGUGAGCCAGACACCACCUCAGACACUGCACCUAUGAUUCCCGACUGAUUGUCACUGCACUUGCUGAUAACACACAAUGGAAAGCAUGUUUAUAGAAUAAUGUGUUCAGAUUGACUUGGUACAACUAGCUGGUCUUGCACCAACUUUUAGUAGAAAACACCAAUGUGUUUCGCAAGGUACAUUUUUAUGUGAUUAAACUAUAAAAAUUUAAUUUUUUUUAAAUAAAAUGCUUGACCAAUUUGUACAUUUUGAU
Archocentrus centrarchus (flier cichlid) is the source of this 1176-nucleotide messenger RNA. It is a transcript of the gene tmem72, whose product is annotated as transmembrane protein 72. The coding region runs from base 180 to 971 and encodes 263 amino acids. The transcript has 5 exons. NCBI's taxonomy places the organism in Eukaryota, Metazoa, Chordata, Actinopteri, Cichliformes, Cichlidae. The record is from RefSeq and is a predicted model, not a curated record.